Messenger RNA from Petromyzon marinus (sea lamprey), 9320 nucleotides. RefSeq lists its product as uncharacterized. Gene Ontology annotation, molecular function: extracellular matrix structural constituent conferring tensile strength. Gene Ontology annotation, biological process: extracellular matrix organization. The record is from RefSeq and is a predicted model, not a curated record. Lineage: Eukaryota; Metazoa; Chordata; Hyperoartia; Petromyzontiformes; Petromyzontidae.
GGUAAAAAUAGGUUGAUGAUGCCGCAGUUUGUCGAUAUUUCUGAUUCACAUUUAAAGUCCUUUGUUUUGGAAAAAUGUAGUCUCACGAAGUGCAAAAGACAUGAAAGGCUGGGAAAUGAAUGCAGGUCUCUUGGAAUCCAUGUGUGGAUCCCAGGAUUGAUGAAUGGCACGAGUUACACAAUGAAUAUGGCAGUGGGUUUUGAAAGGACAAAGUUUGUUGGCUGCUGUUCAAUUGGUGAUACAUAUGUAAUAAAAAAAAAAUUGUGUACUAAGAGUAGAAAAUAUCAACCGUGGCUGAAUUAAACUUUUACUCCUCUGUAUUUUCGCAUCCACAUAGUCUUCCCUUGGACAAUGCCCGGUGUGAGUUUGUAUUUACGAAGGCAAUGUGAGGCACUCUUCCUCAGUGUCUCUCUUCUCAGCCCCUAUUCAGGAGUUGUCUCUGCCAUGGGCAUAAACCUUCAACAGUAAAAAGGGCUCUUCUGUAAAUUGCACAUCCGCUCACUAAGCACACCGCACUUGGGAAUGAAUUUGAGACGUUAAGUUAGGCUGCCUCUUGAGCGUAGCAUACAUGCCAACUCUACUAAUUUAAGCGGUCAGCUGCCAAUUUUCUAAUCCCGUACUGCAUACCGAUUUUAAAAGCUAACCAUAGAGUUUCAUAACAUUUUGUGGGAUUUUUUUUCCUCCCCCUAAUGCCUUUAUUUUUGCCUAUAAAAACAGCAGGCUACCCGCUCAAGCCUGCAGAAUCGACAAGUAUGGUGUGGGUCCAGUAAUUAUGGAACGAAAGGGAGAGACCGAUUGCAGUAAAAGUAUGGUGUGGCUGCGUUAAGCUGGAGAUAAUCUGACCUGCCACCCAAGGCUUCGGCCUUUCUCUAUGGAGUGAUGCCUUGACCGAGGGUAACCCCUUCAUCACAGCCCCCCCCGAUUGGAUAAAGGCAACCACAAACACCAGGCUCCCCCAAUGGGGUGUAGCGUCUGGGUGGGGAGAGAGCAGUGGAGAGAUCCACGAUUGGAGGCUGCCCAAUGCACCAUCAUCAACUCAACUCGCACACUUUCCUCAAGCUUUUUGUUUUUGAAACCGAAAAGGGCAGGGGAACUGCUUGCAUGGUUUUGCCCAAAUCAAUUGAGACCAGUGAGAGUGUGUUACUGAGGGCAGGCACAAAUGAAUGUAGUGCGAUUUUUAGCCUGAGCUUGGUGCAGGAGGAAAUGUCCAACCAGGUCCUUUGAUUAAAAAAAAAGUUUCAUCUUUUUUUUUUAACGAGAAGAAAAGAGUUGUGCGAAACAAGAAAUGUGGCCUUGCUACGUGAAAGAGUCGUGAGCGCACACAACCCGCGUGCAAAAAGCGCUCAGCCAGCCGGUUGUGAGAUCAAUUGCAUAUUGUGCUUCCCCACCCAAAAUCGAAAGCUACAUGGUAUACUCCGUCGUGGCAAGGAGAGGGGGGGGGGGGUCCCAUUAGCCUUUUCAUGGGACCUCUGUGAUUAAACUCUGGAGGGUGCAUGAGAAGAAGGUUGUGAGAAGGCGGCAACGCAUCUGCGACCGUGGGUCCAAUGGAAAUAGAAGGGUCUUGACUAGAGUUGUUUACCUUCUCAAGUGACGUGGGUACCACUCUGAGUGUUUCUUCGCAUGGAAUAUUGCAGCGUUAUAUGACACAGGUGUUAGGCAACUAGAUGGAAAUUAUUUUUAGGAAAUGGUUUAUUAAUUUAGUUUAGAAAUUUUGUAUCGACGGCUACAAUCAUCUGUAAACCACCUGAGUGAAUGUUUGGAGUUUUGGGGUGUGUCUAGGAGUAAAAAAAAGUAAUUCUUUAAAGUUUUCCAAACCAUUGAUUUCCAUUGUCUGUGCGUGAAUGGUCGAGCUCUUAGUUCAGACUAGCCCUAAACAAAGCAGAAAGAGAGGAACAUUUAAAGCUGCCCUGCCAACCUGCAUUACUUGUACUUCUUGCUGCGAGAUUAACUUUACAUCAACAUCGAGUUGCAAACCCGAACAGAUUAGUAAUAUACUGAAACCCCCCCCCCCCCAAUAAUAACAAGGAACUAGUAUAUUCAUUUGAUUUUAAAACGAGAACAAUUGUGUACAUACAAUUGUGCCUUUGUGUAAAAUCGGCCGUGCUUGGCAACUUUGAGACAUGCGUGGGAAGUUGCUGCGUCCGCCACCGCUCGUGUGCCUGGCUCUCGCGCUGAGCCUCUGCCGCACGGGUCAAGCCCAGUACCUGAAGUGGUUCUGGGAGCGGUGGAGUGGGCAGCAAGAAACCACGACAGCGCCGUCUCCUUCGCCGUCACCUACACUGCACGGCGAUGUCUCAGCAUCUGCCGUCACGCAACCUCUUGAUUUUAGCACGGCCCGCCCGGCGACCGUCGCUGAGGAGGAAAGUAGCGGAUUCAAAUCUGGUGAUUUGGCCAAAGAUGGAAAUUCUGCAGACGAGAGGUUUGUCCUCUCGCAGCGUGAGGAGUCGUCAGGUCAGCGUGAGGGCUACACGCGUGGGAACGAGGAUGUGUCAGCGAGAUACGGUGACCUACUAAGUCAGCUUGAUGGCAUGAGUUAUGUUGGUUCUACGGUUGGGCCACUCGAAGAUGCCUUACCAACAUAUCUGGAACCUUGCCCUCUACUGCACUGGUAUGGUCCGAAUGGUGAGGAGCAUGAGGUGGACCUGACUCAGAUAGUCGGCGUGCCUCUGCCCGCUCCGGUCUCCUUUGUAAGCGGCUUCGAAGGCUUCCCUGCCUAUCAGUUUGCCGAGGAGGCCAGCGUGGGCCGGCCGGCGCAGAACUUCCUGCCGGAGCCGUUCCCGCAGGACUUCUCGAUCCUGGUGACGGUGCGGCCCUCGUCGGACGAAGGGGGCGUCCUCUUCGCGGUCACGGACUCGUCGCAGCAGGUGGUGCAGCUCGGGCUCAAGCUGUCGCCCGUGGAGGAUGGGGAGCAGACGCUGCUGAUCUUCUACACGGAGUCGAGCACUGCCGACACGCGCAUUGCCGCUGCCUUCCCACUUCCCGUGGCGACAAACCGCUGGGUGCGAAUGGCGGUGUCUGUGGACGGCGACACGGUCUCGUUCUACUUCGACUGCAAACUCGUGGAGCGGUCGGCCAUCGAGCGUUCCAGCAAUCCCCUGGACAUCGAGGAGGAGGCCAACGUGUUCAUCGCACACGGUGGCGAUGCUGACUCCGACAAGUUUGUGGGGGCCAUCCAACAGAUGCUCAUCCGGCCUGACCCCAGUGCUGCUGCAGAGCAGUGUGCCGAGGAUGACGACCGUGAGGUACAUUCCUCAAGAGACGCUAAGCGGGCAUCUGGUGAGGAGGGCAGUGGAUACGACGACGGGGAUGGAGAGAGCGAGGAAGAGAGCGAGGAAGACGUAGAGAGUGAGCACGAUCAUAGCGAGACCGGAGGAUCGGGGAACGUGGAGACGGUGACGCGCCACCCCAACCAGCAGCCAUUAAGACCUCCCCCCACCAUGGCGCCCGAGAGGAGAAGGCCCAGACCAGGCCACGACGCCCGGCUUCGGCCAGAGUCAGACUCUCGCUCCAAGGUGGAGGCCCAUCCUCCUCUCAAGGAGGACACACAGCCAGCACGGGAGGAGGCAGCCAUUGUGGCAAGCCAACCUGGAGAGGCGCUUUUGAGGAGGGAAAAGGGGGAGCAUGGGGAAAGUGGCAGCCCUGGACUUAAAGGCCAGAAAGGCGAAGCUGGUUCGGAUGCCUCUGAAGGUCGAGGGACUCCUGGCUUGCGAGGCCCUCUUGGCCCAACAGGUGCUGGCGGUGCCAAGGGUGAGCAGGGGGACACUGGUCUGAAGGGCGACGUGGGAGAGAAGGGCGAGAUUGGCACUCAGGGUCCACCCGGGCCCAAAGGAGACACCGGCAUCAUGACGGGUGAUGUCAUUCCUGGAAUCAAGGGAGAAAAGGGUGACAUUGGAGAUCCUGGCGUGAAGGGUGGAGCGGGCUUUGGCUAUCCUGGGCCAAAGGGGGGCAAGGGUGACGUUGGACCCCAGGGCCCCAUAGGUCAGCCUGGCCUCCCAGGUCCCGUGACGUCAGUGGUGCCGCGAGGGGACGGCUCAGUUGCCCAGCUGGUGGAGGGCCUCGCUGGGCCCCCGGGCCCUCCUGGCCCAGCUGGCCCAACUGGGGAUGCUGGCGAACCCGGUGACCCAGGAGAAGAUGGUCUUCCUGGAGAGAAGGGUCCCCCUGGCUUUCCAGGAAUUGCAGGAGAUCCUGGUCUUAAAGGAGAAAAAGGUGAAACUGGAGUUGGAAAAGCAGGCCUCCCUGGGCCACCUGGCCCUCCUGGGCCACCUGGCCCCACAGGACGACGCAGCAGACUGAACCUUGGUGAUGCCGACGGGUCAGGUGACUCCGAUGACGAUGACACAGACACAAUCCGAGGUCCCCGGGGUCCUCCCGGCGUUCCCGGGCCUCCGGGCUCUCCUGGUGUUCCUGGGCCCCCUGGACAGCCGGGCAAUCUGAGUUCCCUCACUGCAUUGGCCGGCGUACCAGGAUCCAAGGGGGCGCCGGGACCUGUGGGCCCUGCUGGGAAGAAUGGACUUCCGGGUCAACAAGGGGUCAAAGGAGACAAGGGAAAUAGCGGAGAGGCAGGAAAGGCUGGGCCAGUUGGGCCAAAGGGUGAUGCUGGAUCUCCAGGGUUGAUGGGCCCUCAGGGGGCCCCUGGUCCACUGGGGUUGCCUGGCCCAAUUGGACCUCCGGGUCCACCAGGGCCUCCCGCACAUACCAGAGUGAGCUUAUUUGAGGAGGAGGAAGGCUCUGGCGUUGGAUCCAAAUCCCGUGCAGGGGCUGCUGGAGAACCAGGGCUACCUGGUCCAGUGGGACCAUCAGGACUUCCAGGCCUCAGAGGUGAAAAGGGAGAAAAAGGGGACCAAGGCCCUCGAGGAGUCCCGGGGUUGGCGGGACCAAUAGGGCCUGCUGGAGAGGAAGGCAACCCUGGGCUACCUGGUCCCCAGGGCCCUAUAGGUGAAAAGGGCAACAAAGGGGAACAGGGUGGAACAGGUCGUGAUGGUGAGAGCGUCAUUGGACCACCAGGCCUUCCUGGCCUCCCUGGGCCUCCAGGCCCAGCCCUACUCGAGGGGCUGAAUGACUUUGAGGGACUUCUGGGAAAUCUGAGAGGCCCAUCAGGCCUGCCGGGACCAGAGGGCCUGCCUGGACAAGCUGGCUUUCCUGGCCCUAGGGGACCCAAGGGAGAGUCUGGGAUGGACGGCUCAGCAGGUUCCAUCGGCAUGAAGGGUGAGAAAGGAGAUCCUGGUGGUUUUAUCGGCCCAGAUGGGUCUCUGCUUCUUGAAAUGGCCGGCCUUCCUGGACACAGAGGGGAGAAGGGUGACCCUGGCCCUGUGGGCCCAGAAGGCUUGCUGGGUCCUGCUGGCCCCAAUGGCACGAAGGGAGAGAUAGGCUUACCUGGCCGGCCGGGCCGGCCCGGGAUGAAUGGCUACAAGGGUGAAAAGGGUGAACCAGCAGACUUUGGGUUUGGGUCUGGCCCAGGCCCCGCCGGCCCCCCGGGUCCUCCCGGCCCUCCUGGCUCCCCUGGCAUCACUGUGGUAGAACGUGGGCUGUCUGCAUCACCACCACAGCACGGUCCCAGGGGGGAUAGAGGCUUUCCAGGUUUGCCAGGAACCCCAGGGACCAAGGGAGAGAAGGGAACAGCUGGUUUACCUGGUCCACCAGGCCCACCAUCGAAUUCCAACUUCGUAGAUGUAUUUGGGAAUUAUGCUUCAAGGGGCACCAAGGGUGACAUUGGGCCCAAGGGAGAGAAAGGAGAGCCUGGUGGAGGUGGCUUCGGAUUGUCACCACCAGGACCCGUGGGACCGCCUGGCCUGCCUGGGAGAUCCGGCCCUCCGGGACCCAAAGGAGAUGCCAUUUCUGGCCCAAGGGGGCACCCUGGACCCCCGGGCCCCCCCGGGCCCCCUGGGUUUGGCUUUGAGGGCCGACCGGGCCCGGCUGGGCCCCCUGGGCAGAAAGGACCGCCGGGGCCUCCUGGAACAACUUUUGUUGAACAUCACAGAUCAGUUGUUGCAGGGCCUCCUGGACCUCCCGGUCCCCCAGGCCUAGCCAGCUCUGCGAAAGGGGCAACCGUUGUGCAAAACUUUGAGGCGAUGGUGCGAUGGUCACGGGCCGCCCCCGAGGGCUCGUUUGUGUACAUCGUGGAGCGUGGCGAGGCGUACGUGCGUGUGCGCGACGGAUGCAGGCAGCUCUACCUUGGAGAAGUGCUGCCCAUUCCCAGAGAAGACGAAGUUGCUGCCUCGUCCCAUGUGCUCAACAUUAUAAACCCGCUGCCCAGCUUCCCUGUGGUGGACCGCAUCCCAACAAGUGGGCACGCCAGCUACCACCACCACCACAACAACGGCAACAAUAACCUGGGCAGCAACCAUCUGUCGCCAUCUCACGUGGGGCAUAAUACGGGAGGGAUCGCGUACCCCAGUGGGGACCUGGGCCCACCGUCGCCCGCCGUCGGGUACCCGCAGGCGGGCAACGUCGGCCUGACAUCGGCCGGGAUCGCCUACCAUGAGAUCAACGCUGGUCACUCGUCUGCUGGCACCAGCCACCACGGGCUGCACCUGAUAGCGCUGAACGCCCCGCAGAUGGGGGACAUGCGUGGCAUCCGUGGUGCAGACUUCCAGUGCUUCCAGCAGGCGCGUGCCAUCGGCCUGCACGGCACAUACCGCGCCUUCCUCUCCUCCAAGGUGCAGGACCUGGCGUCCAUCGUGCGCCGGGCUGACCGUGCCUCCAUGCCCAUAAUAAACCUCAAGGGAGAGGUGCUCUUCAGGAAUUGGGAGGAGAUUUUCUCAGGGUCCGGUGGACAAAUGAACUCCAAUGCUGCCAUCUAUUCCUUCGACGGCCGCAACAUCCUGACGGACCAGGCCUGGCCCCAGAAGUUGGUGUGGCACGGCUCGGAUGAGCGAGGGCGCCGCCUAGUCACGCAGUACUGCGAGAUGUGGCGCGUGGGCGAGACGGCCGUCACGGGCCAGGCCUCGCCGCUCUCCUCGCACCGCCUGCUGCAGCAGCAGCCACAUGGCUGUGCCUCCAGCUUCGCCGUGCUCUGCAUGGAGAACAGCGUCGCUCACGAGCACGUCCGCCGGCGCUGAGCGCUCAUCCUCCUCGCCAUCAUGCCCUCCCUCCCCUCCUGCUCAUCCUCUUCAUCAAACUCUUCCUCCUCUUUAUCAAACCCCAUCAAACUCUCCGUCCUCUCCGUCCUCCUCAUCCUCUUCAUCCAACCACUUCUCCUCCUGCAACUAUCCCUCCUCUUCUCUCACUUCUUGCCACCUCUUACUCCAACUCUUCACACAUCACCAUCCUCCUCUUCAUCAAACCCAUACUCCUAUUCAUCUUCCUAUUCUCCAUCAAAGCCUCCUCCUCUUCCUUGCCUCACUCGCACACGAGCCCAUGUGGCAGAACAACUAUUGUAUGUGUUUGUGUAUGCGUACAUUUGUUAUUUCAAAUAUACGUGCGUACAACUAUAUAUCUGUCACUGACGGUACGAGAUAUGUUGUUUGAAAAAGUUAAGUACCCAUUGCACAUUUAAUGAAACGAUCGCUCACUGUCAUCUGUGUCUGCUGUUUGAUUUUGAUAUAUCUCGCAGUGUGGACUGCAAGGUGGGUUAUUUGGCUUGUGUGGCCCCUCUUGGGCCAUGAUGCAUUGGAGACCAUGUGGAUCCCCAGCCAGUUGCCGAAGGGGAUAUAUGAUGCCUAAUAUGGGAAACGAGGUGAAUAUUGCCAUUUUGAGGAUGAUGAGAGGUGGCGUGAAGGGUAGAGUGAGAUGCUUACUUACCCAUGACUCUGCUCCAGGUGCCACUGCCAUUACUGCUGACCUCUGGUCCGUUGGCCCUCGGUAUCAUUACACUGUAAUUUAUAAUGGAUCAGCCUUGGUCAUGCCUUCUACAUGACAAAUUGUCUUUCUCAUUGUCUGUGAAUUCACGUCUCAUGAAAAUGUGUUCAAAAUUUGUUUAUGAUAAACUACGAGCAGAUACAAUUAAAAAUAGCUAAGUAACAAAAUAUCCGACCGUUUUAGAAACUUUCAGAGUGCUUAACAUUUUUUUUAUAAGAUGCUGAAGAGCACAACAAACCGAGGCAUCCUCUUAAGAUCAUAUUUUUUUACAGUAAAUGUAUGCCUUCAUACCACUCAAAAUUGGAUUUAAUGUAACCCAAGCAUUUGUUUCUAUGCACCCUAUGAAAUGAUGAGUGUUUUUAAGUUUGAAUCUUUCGUGUAAAACUCACAAAAGAACAAAGAUGUAAAUAGUUAUGCUUUUUUUACGCAUUUUUUUAAAUUUGACAUCCUAAGAAAGAUAAAUCAUUGUAAAUGACUUUUCAAAAAAAUCACCCUGAAUUAAUAGAUUCAAAAUCACAAUGAAAAAAAUUCAAGCAAUAUUUAUAUUGGCAAAAAAAGUGCUAAAAUAACGUAGCGUUUUUUAUGCUGUUGAGCUGGUUUGAAAUCGGUUUAAAAAUGUUUUUUUAUUUUAUAUCAGUCCACUUGCUUUUACCAGUUAUACUGCAUUUUAUUUACCGUUGUAGCCGUCGGAUUUAACUGUAUUUUUAACUCUGAGAUUUGUUUGCAAAUAUUUCCAAAAGUAUUUCACCAAUAACGACCCUUUAGUGUUGUAUUAAUACCUGUCCGGCAUACAGUCUCCUUGUCAUACUGAAUGUGUGCACUUCUCUGUGGGUCUUGUAUCGUGUAUAUUAAAUGUGUGCAUUGAUUUUUUUAAAACAUAAUUUCCCACUCCCUUUUUGCAAUGUUUAUUCUUCAAAAUGUAUCCAAUAUUUAUAAUCUGGGCUCUGUAGAAUGGGUUUUACGAUGGGUAUUUCCAUUGUGCAAAAAUUUACCAAAAAGUUUUUUUCCUUCCACAAGUAUUUCUUAUAUGGUGCUGUAUUAACUACUAGCAAGGCUUGAAUAAUUGUCAAGUUGAGGAAUUCAUUGCGUUUGGUCAUAUUCCUCUUUAAAUGUCCGUGAACAUGAUUAAGUUUGAAACCAUGUUAUUUUACAUUCUCAUGGCAUGUAUAAGUUUAAAAGAUACUAAAAAUAGUAUAUUUUUGCAACGCAUUGCAGUUUUUAACGUGCCAAUCGACUUACUAGUUGUGUGAAGAAAUUGAGAACGCGACGUGUAAUUGUGCAGUGCUGGAUUGCAUUGGGAGCAUUUUCGAGAGUAAUUCAAGCACACGUUAAGAGCCAAGUUAAUAUUGACCACCUAACAGAACUCGCAUUGCACUUCUCACCUGUUACUUAAUGCCACGACACAUUAUGCAUAUUGGUUCCAUGGUAACAGUGAAAGCAGAAAGUAACAGUCGGCAGCCAGAGUGUAGCCUGUGUUGCAUGUGCACACUGACACUUAAUAAAGUGUUGGCGCUCUGACCUGC